AUGAUCGUCGAGUUGGACGAGAACGGCUGCCAAAAGCCAGAAGCCAUCAAUCACGCAAGAGCCGUGCACUGGAAGGACUACUUUAAAGACGUAUCAAAUAGCCUAUUCGCGAGGUAUAUCACCAAAGAAUUCUCUCCUGCCGAUGACGACAACGCGUGCUUGCAAGCAUGUCGCUUCCUCAAGGUAGCCGUGGAUUCUUCGAGCCUUAUACUCACCAUCCUAGCGGGCCUCGAGUCGGAAAUCCCCGGUCUUGCUUCCCGCACCAAGCUUACGAUCCAUAUUAUAGGCGCUGACGAUCAAGAGAUCCGCCGUGCAAGGAUGCCGGAAGAUCUGUAUCACCUGCUCCCGAAACUCCAACAUUUGGUAGUCGGCUAUGUUGGACCAGAUGUUGGCUCCGCGCAUGGAAAUACUACAAAGCUUUUGGAGUUCGAAUGCUGUCCCAAGUGCCAGAGCAUGGGUCGAUCUCCCCGGCAAGCAUUCCUGGCGGAUGAUCUCUAUCAUGAUUUCGCCGAAUCAGACCUGUUUGCCAAGUACCCUCCAGACUUAAUCAUCGCACCGAAUUCCGGCCACGCCGAAUCACAAGUCCAGAGAUGGCAGCCCACCUUGCAGUGUAUACUCGAGCUCGGAGUUCCAGCCGUUUUUACAACUUACAACAAAAAGGAAGCGGUGGACGAAGAGCAAAGUUUCGAUAAAAUGGGCGCGCAUUUUUCGAGGAGACUGGCUGAGAAUCCCUGGCGCGGGGUUCUCCCGAAGUUCGACAUGUUCAUGGAGCGGUAUGAUGUGUUUUACUUCAACUACUACUGGUAUAUCGUUAAAGGCAGGACGGAUAUUUAA
Letharia lupina is the source of this 834-nucleotide messenger RNA. RefSeq lists its product as uncharacterized. The record is from RefSeq and is a predicted model, not a curated record. The transcript is spliced from 2 exons. Lineage: Eukaryota; Fungi; Ascomycota; Lecanoromycetes; Lecanorales; Parmeliaceae. The coding region runs from base 1 to 834 and encodes 277 amino acids.